AUGAAAUUGGAAGAAGCUGUAAAUGCAGCUCAGAUUCAGAGGAAUGAAUCAGUGACGUCAUCAAGUGCUGGUGAUGUAAACGAAAUUCCAAAAACGAAUGGAGGUCCAGGACAUCCAAUUGUUAGAAGAAAAAGUGGAAUGAUGGGGAAGAAGUUUCCAUCGCUACAAGUAUCCCAUUAUCCUGUCCUUCUUCUUUCAAAUUCCUCGGCUGACAAUUCAACAAAUCCCCACCCAAGUGUCACUUGGAAAACUAGCCAACAAACCGACACGGAGCCAACAAGACCCGAAAUACUCGAGGAAUCGCUACCAAAAGUGAGAAAAUCUAGCAGUGGACUGAAACAGUCAUCGGUGUCCGCCAGGAAUUCUCUUGAUUUCCGGGAACGUCCACGAUUUGUUCGAACAUCCACUACGACCUCAACAUUGUCUCCAACUUCCGAAAAACCGCCGAUGCCCUUGGGGCAGUCAUGCUCCUCGUCUGGUCGACUACACGCAUCUCCAAAGAUUUCCUUCAGUUCCGUCGUUCAACAGACAAUGAAAUGGAAUGAGCUUGGUGGCAUGGGAAGUGGUCGAUGUCUCAGCUCAGCAUCUCCCAUAUCAGCAGCCGAACGUCAACAAUUGUGGGGAUCUUCAAUGCAUCAUUCAUUUGACGAUCGCCCUUCAGCAUCCAGUGAAGAUUUAUUUGCCAGCUGCAAUGAUAUCGACAAUGCAUAUCGACAACAACGAAAAAGACGUGCCGGAAUAUCGGGUGCCGCCACAGGAGGAUCUCAUCAACGUGACGGUCCGUUCGCAUGUGCCGGGGGGAAUGGGUACAGUAGUGCAGGAUUCUCAAAUGGCCGUGGGUUUCCACCACUCGGGGGACGGUCACCUCAGUCAUCAUUUGACUCAAAUCAGGAUGUUGCACAGAUUUCAAUGAAUUGGAUGCGUAUGAAUGGUCUGGGUCCAUCUCUCCGACCGUUUCUGAACAGUGGAAAUCACACUCCAAAGAAAACAGUAAUCCACAAUUCACAGUCGACGAAUCAUAUCUCUCGUAUUGGAUCACUACGCCGAAUGCAUGCAGCCGACGCGAGUAUUGAUGGGAAACUGUCAUUAAGUGGAACUCAAGGAGAAACUGCAUCACGAAAAUCUGUAUCAAUCGCAUAUUCUAAUGAUUUGGAAGCUGGUGGAAAAGGGAAUGGAGCAAUUGGAGAUGAUUCAACAGUUCCAUUGAUGGACGAAAAAGAUGAUAACAGUGGUGGUCGUUUGAUUCGUCGAGAAAUUCUGCACGAAAAGCGUCGGCAUGUGUCGGAUAGAGCAUUGGCAUUUGCAAUAAUGGGAAUAAUUUUGAUGAUUAUUGAAAAUGAGCUUCGAACUGCAUAUGUUAUUCGACCAGGAUCAUCUCUCAGCCAUUUACUCAAAUUUUUCAUAAUUUUCACAACUACCGCCCUUCUCUCGUUUGUCGGAUAUUUUCAUGUAAUUGAAAUACAGUUAUUCAUGAAUGCAAAUGCGGCAGAUGAUUGGAUGGUUGCCUUAUCAUUUCGACGGACAUGUCAAAUCGGUUUAGAACUGUUAAUCUGCAUGCUAUGUCCUCUUCCAAUCGAGUUCAUAGCUCCAUUUAUGAAUGAUAGAUUCCAUGAUAAAACCUUAUACGCUGUGAAUGUCUUCUUAUCAAUCAUGAUGUUCUUCCGAUUGUAUUGGCUUUGCAGAGUUAUGCUUCUUCAUUCAAGAGUAUUCACUGAUGCGAGUAGUCGUAGUAUUGCUGGUCUUAACCGUGUCAAUUUCAAUGCUCGAUUCAUUUUGAAAACUUUAAUGACAAUCUGCCCUGGAACAAUGCUGAUGAUCUUUACUGCAUUUCUUUGGAUUAUUGCUGGAUGGAUUUUACGUCUCUGUGAGAGAGAAUACAUGACACCUGAUAAGUAUAAUGAUAUCAACUAUGUCAAUUCCAUUUGGCUUGUUGCUAUCACAUUCCUCUCUGUUGGAUAUGGUGACAUUGUCCCGAAAACGAAUUGUGGUCGAAGUAUGGCAAUUGUCACUGGUAUUCUUGGUACUUGUGCUUCUUCGAUGGUUGUCGCGGUUAUUGCGAGAAAGUUGGAAUUGACAAGGGCAGAGAAGCAUGUGCACAAUUUCAUGCAAGACACUCAACUUACUAAGCAGCUAAAACACUCGGCUGCUAACGUAUUGCGUGAAACCUGGUUUAUCUUCAAAUUCAGAAAAUUGGUGGAAAAACCAGAUUUUGGAAAGAUUCGAAAGCAUCAACGGAAGUUUCUUCUCGCUAUUUAUGAAAUGCGUCGAGUGAGAAGGGAUCAGAGAAAGCUAGCUGAAAACUUGGUUUCUCUUGGAGACGUGGCAAAGACGUCAUCAAAUACCUACGAGCUUGUGCAUGACGUCCAUUCAACACAAGAAGGAUUGUCCCUUCGAAUAACUGCAAUUGAGCAUCAAUUGAGUGAUAUUUCAAGGGAACUUUCUUCUCUAGCUGAGUUGCUCAGAGGAUCAAAUGAGCAACGAAAGAAAAGUGUCGUAAUUGGUGGUGAAUCGGCUCCACCAACACCUCAACAAAUUCUUAAACGAAAAAUUGGAGAGCUGCGUGUUUAA
Molecule: messenger RNA, 2568 nt
Organism: Caenorhabditis elegans
Lineage: Eukaryota; Metazoa; Nematoda; Chromadorea; Rhabditida; Rhabditidae
Gene: kcnl-2
Product: Calmodulin-binding domain-containing protein
Exons: 20
Coding region: 1-2568 (855 amino acids)
Biological process (GO): potassium ion transport
Cellular component (GO): membrane
Molecular function (GO): calcium-activated potassium channel activity; small conductance calcium-activated potassium channel activity; calmodulin binding
Source: RefSeq, marked reviewed